AUGGUUCUUAUUCAAUCUUUAGCAGUACUGAGUCUUGUCGUAAGGGCCAGUGCUGUCCCAUACAACACUUUUGACGGCGUUGGUUUUCCAGCAUGCAACAACGUUUCCGCUGUUCACGAUGCUACUAGCAUUAAGGAUAUACAAAAUGUUGUUCAAAACGCCAUUCAAUCAGGCCGAAGAGUUCGAGCCUCAGGAAAAGCGCACAUGUGGUACGACACAAUGUGUUCCGAUGACCCAGACACUAUUAUCGUACGUACAGAGCAGGUCAACCGAAUCUAUGAUCUGGAUCUCGAAGCUGGCAGUGUGAUGAUAGAGGCUGGGGUGACGUUCCUACAACUCGCCGACUACUUGCACCAGCGUGGAGCGUCUGCAGGAUACACGCUUGUUAACUGGAACAUCACUUUGGCUGGAUGUGUGGCGAUGGGCGCCCACCGAUCAUCUAUCAGGGAGGAUUCUAUGGUCACAGCUGGCGUUUUGGCUAUGGAUAUAAUCGAUGGCAAUGGUGAGUUACGGCACUUGGAGCGUGACGAUAGCGAUGAAUGGCUGGCAGCCUCGACAUCUCUUGGCCUACUGGGUGUCAUUGUGAGAAUGAAGUUCAAGAUCUAUCCCGACUUCAAAGUUUACGCCGACCAGAAGACACUAGACGAGGCUAAAGUUCUCAAUGGCGACAUCUACGGCAUGAUUGCUCCCUACGCCACAGCAAACUUCUGGUGGUGGCCUCAUAAGAAGAAAUUCCACUGGCGUUACUACGAUGUCAUUUCAACUAAUUCAAGUGACCAAGAGGCUUUCCAGAAUACCUUCUCUAUAACGAAAAUCGAGGCCGAGGCUAUAAAAGCUAUUUGGAAUACUGGAAAAGGUGUUUCCUUAUCUAACUUGCUUGCCGAGGAAAUCCUGUUUGGGCAAUGGGACAAACCAAACUUUCGGGAAAAGACAACUAACGAGCCUCUCGAGAAGUGGCCGGUUUAUGGCUGGAAUUAUGACGUCCUCAUAGGUGGCCUGUACUCUGAUCAGCGUCCUGUGUGGGAAUAUGGUAUCCACGGCUAUACUCUAGAGCUUGCGUUUCCUAUCACACAGGCCAAUGCGAUGCUCAAGAGGGUUCGCCAACUCUUUGACGAUGAGGCCAAGAAGCUCAAAUUUAUGGCAUCUACCUACAGGAGCGGCAUCAACAUCAAGUUUGGCAAGCCAUACUUCGACCUUCUUGGCCAGGUGACUUUCGGCACGUCCGACGGUGCCAACUGGGAUAAAGGUGCUAUUAUGUUGGACUUUCCAUCUUACAAACCGAGUAUUGGUGAUGGGCUGAGAUACAACGAACCGUUUUACCAUAGGCUUGCGGAAACACUGAUUGAUGAGUUUCCUUGUCGCCCGCAUUGGACUAAGAACACAAGAGAGGUCUUUGAGCGUUCCGCCAAGAACCUAGACCCUGAUCAUAUUUCUCGUUUUAAAGCCGUCCGGGAGAAAUUCGAUCCGGAUGGUGUCUUUCGCAGUGUUGUAGCUCAAAUUCCCUCAUCCUUCCACGUUCAAAUCCCACCAGCAAAGACGGCAACUGUGGUUCGAAUUCCGAUACGAACGCAACAUGCCUCACAUCCACUUUUGGCAACUGCUGCUCUGAAAAAGGGUUUUGCGGCAAGACUACAGUAUACUGCUCUGAGGGCUGCCAAGAGGCGUUUGGCUCCUGCGCGUCAAAUGAUGGGCAGCUUGUCAGUACCUCAGGAUCAUGCGGUGCGAGUUCGUCGAGUAAUGUUACAUGUCAAGGGAGCGAGUUCGGAAACUGCUGCUCUGCAAAAGGGUACUGUGGCAAGAAUGGGACGUAUUGCGGUGAUGGGUAAAUGCCAAAGCAUGUUCGGUACCUGUUCAUCGGAUGACGAGUCGUCCACAUCUACCACAGCGACACGGUCAACCACCGCAGCGACUCGCUCGACCACCGCAGCGACUCGCUCGACCACCAUAGCGACUGAUGAGACCUCAACCUCAGCAGAAGCCUCUUCGACAGACCUCGAUGUUAGUACUGCCGAUGGUACUCCAACUUCCAUACCGGCCUCAUCAACCUCCGAAUCCGAAUCCGAUUCCGAUUCUAGCGAUUCAACAAGCUCGUCGACAGCCUCCCUCAGCACCGGUGCCAAGGCUGGGAUUGCGGUUGGGGCUGUCAUUGGCGGUAUCGGAGCAAUUGGCCUUGUCGCGUGGCUCAUAAUGCGGAAGAAGAAUAGAAAGCCUUCGAUGACAGUAGCAGAUGAAGCGAAGGUGAAACCCAAUGAGGAGGCGAGGCCCAUGUAUGAGAUGUAUGCGGAGACUCCUGCCGAGUUGCCUGGGGAAACUCAUGCUGAGUUACCUGCCGGUCAUGAGGGUACUAAGAGAUAA
Messenger RNA from Fusarium sp. VM40, 2355 nucleotides. The record is from the annotation of a GenBank genome assembly. NCBI's taxonomy places the organism in Eukaryota, Fungi, Ascomycota, Sordariomycetes, Hypocreales, Nectriaceae.